Molecule: messenger RNA, 2724 nt
Organism: Xyrauchen texanus (razorback sucker)
Lineage: Eukaryota; Metazoa; Chordata; Actinopteri; Cypriniformes; Catostomidae
Gene: tcp11l1
Product: t-complex 11, testis-specific-like 1
Exons: 10
Coding region: 141-1661 (506 amino acids)
Biological process (GO): signal transduction
Source: RefSeq, a predicted model, not a curated record
AAUAAAUACACGCAUCAGGUUGUGGGGAUUCAUCUAGAACAUACGCCACCGCUCUGGCUGCUUUUUUACAGUAUAUUUGGCUAUUUGCAACUGCAUAAAAGUAAAGUUAAGGAGAACGCACAGUGAAUUAAGUAAAUCAGAUGAUGCCCAAGGAAUCAAAUGAGUCCUCCAAUGAGGAGCAGAUCAAGAUUGACAAAGAUGGGAUGGAGGUAGCUGGAGACUUAACAGAACAAUCAGAAGAGAUGAUCGGGAAGAGAAUCAGGAGACAUUCUCCCAGCCCUCACAGACUCACCCCACAGUCCAGUCCACCCAGGUUUGUCUCAGUAGAGGAACUUAUGGAGACCGCCAAAGGAGUAACUAAUAUGGCACUGGCCCAUGAGAUAGUGAUGAACAGUGCUUUUCAAGUGAAAGCUUAUGAACCAAAAGAGGGAAGUUUGGAGAAACGGGUCAAGGAAAUUAUGCAUAAAGCAUUCUGGGAUUGUCUUGAGUCACAGCUGACCGGAGAUCCACCAUCGUAUACCCAUGCUGUCAUACUGGUUGGGGAUAUUAAAGAAACCCUGCUGUCUUUUCUGUUGCCAGGACAGAGUCGAAUGAGAGGGCAAAUUGAAGAGGCCCUGGACCUCUCAUUGAUCCAGCAGGAGGCUGAAAACGGGGCCUUGGAUAUCAGUAAAGUGGCUCAGUUCAUUAUUGACAUGAUGGGCACUGUUUGCGCACCCUGCCGGGAUGAGGACGUCAAGCAGCUUCGUGAAAUCACUGACAUCGUACCCCUUUUUAAGUCUAUGUUUGCAGUGCUGGACAAGAUGAAGUUUGACAUGGCCAACUUUGCUGUUAGCAGCCUCCGACCUCACCUCUUACAACAGUCAGUGGAAUACGAGCGAAAGAAAUUCCAAGAGUUCAUGGAAAAACAGCCAAAUGCUUUAGAUUUCACAAAGAAAUGGCUCCAGGACACAGCAGAUAUUGUAACUGGUGUAGAGGGAGAAGGUGGAGCUGCGUGCUCACCAAAUUCUGCCCAACUCCCUCGUACUGUGCACAAUCACGCCUAUUUACGCCUGUUAAAGUGGGACCAUGAUGCAGAGUCCUUUCCUGAGACUUUUCUCAUGGACCAGUCCAGGUUUCAGGAGAUGCAGCAGGAAUUGGAACAGCUGGCAUUGGUGGCAACAGUCCUGCUCAUAGUGUAUAACAGUGCUGGAGAGGCCAUUUCUGGACUUCCGGGCCUCACAGAGAGACUCAAGAAAAUCAUUAAGAUUCUAUUAGCGGAAAUGUACACACCGUCCUUUAAAGCAGAUGAUACCUUUGCUGCCAUUGGAGAGAAGUUGUGUUUGGAGCUCAAAGGAUGCCUGUCUCAGCAUGGCUUUUCCCCGUUUUCCGCAGACAGAGAGAGCACUUUGAAAGGCCAAAUUGUAGCUGUCAAGUCUGCAGACAACCCCAUCCGUAAGGUCAUUGAUUCCCGAAUCCAGAGUUACCUUCUGGGGUUCCUGGAGUCAAGCUUUCACAAGAGUGCCCCAGUCCUCCCUGGGGGUCUGGCACCCAUCAGCAAAGAGUUGGAGGAGAUUGCUGUUAAGCUGGGACGUUUGGUGACUUUCAACAAACUAGUGUACUCUCCUUUCUACCAAAAGAUCCUACAAGAUAUUUUGAAACAAGGGGAAAGUGUAGAUGUGUAAACAAACAUCCAAGAUACUAAGCACUUGUGGUCCUGGCUUUCACAUGCUAUCUAUUGUAGCUACAUAAUAAUAUAAUGUAAUAGUACGCAAAUUUUUGUGUCAAUGAAAUACAGUACCUAAUUUACCCUUGAAUGCUCACAUGCUAGCACUGUUACCAAGGGAGUUUUUGUCUCUUUGUGUCAUUUAUGAACAUUCCUGUCCUCAUCUCAUUGCAUUCUAUAUCAGGAAAUAUUUAUGAAUGUAUCCAGACAGAGAUUUGCCUAAAGCUUGGAUUACUUUUGGAUACAUUGGCGAAUGGUUACAAACGUCUACUGAAUUGUAAGAGAGGAUAAUUAACUAAUUUUAAAUACUGUUACUGUGUGUAACUAAAUAUUUAAAUAACUGCUUGCAUCACUUCCAGCAAUAUUUUGAUUAAUUUUAAAUUAGCUGUCAAGGCCCAAACUGUUGUGAUGUUUCUGGCUAAUUUGGUUGGAUUGUGGUUAUAUCUGUGGGAAAGCAUGUACUGUGUUUGACUGUUGCCUUAGUUUGUGAAGUGCCACCCAUAUUCAAAUGCACCUUUUUCUCUUUAUUGUUAAGAUUAAGUUCCUUUUAACCAGCUGAAUAUUCCCAUAUUGACAUCUUUUACAGAUUUUGUUUUUCUAUCAAUGCUGAUCCUGUUUUACAAAAGAUACCUCAACUACAGAUGUAUUUCCCUAGACUCCAAAUGAACUUCUAUCUUUUUUUAUUUAUUUUUAGUUAACUUUCAUUAACCUCUGAUAUUUGUCUUAUCAAUGCAGUUUUACCCACAGUUAUUUUUAACAGAAUUGGCACAUUCUUAAAUUACAAUGUUAAAUGUGUACAUAUUAUAUGAAGCACCCACAUUUUUAUGAGCUGAUUCAUGUACAUUUCCCAUAAACUGCACUGUGCACCACCUUCCACCACUGUGUAAUCAUUAGUCAUGUUUUUGUUCCCAACUACUUUGCAGACUUAGCAGUGUUGUGUGUUGUUUCUUGUGAAAUAUCCAUGACAGCUUUUAAAUGAUAAGCUUCUCCUAAAUAAACAGGUCUUUAACCAGCUUUUUGUC